UAGUGCUUCUAGGGCGGCGGUGACAGCGGUGAUGGGAUCGGUGGGUGUAGGGCUGGUGGACUGUCACUGCCAUCUCUCCGCCCCGGACUUUGACCGCGAUCUGGAUGAUGUGUUGGAGAAAGCUAAGAAGGCCAAUGUUAUGGCCCUUGUGGCAGUUGCUGAACAUUCAGGAGAAUUUGAAAAGAUUAUGCAACUUUCAGAAAGGUAUCAUGGGAUUGUCUUCCCAUGCUUGGGUGUUCACCCAGUUCAAGGGCUUUUACCAGAAGACCAAAGAAGUGUCACAUUAAAGGAUUUGGAUGUAGCUUUGCCCAUUAUCGAGAAUUAUAAAGAUCGGUUGUUGGCAAUUGGAGAGGUUGGACUAGAUUUCUCCCCCAGAUUUGCUGGCACUGAUGAACAGAAGGAAGAGCAAAGACAAGUCCUAAUCAGACAGGCCCAAUUAGCCAAAAGACUAAAUUUGCCUUUAAAUGUUCACUCACGCUCAGCUGGAAGACCUACGAUCAGCCUCUUACGUGAGCAAGGUGCUGACAAGGUACUGCUACAUGCAUUUGACGGUCGGCCAUCUGUAGCCAUGGAAGGAGUAAGAGCUGGGUACUUCUUCUCAGUUCCUCCUUCUGUCAUAAGAAGUGGACAGAAGCAGAAACUUGUGAAACAGUUGCCUUUAACUUCAAUAUGCUUAGAAACAGAUUCACCUGCACUAGGACCAGAAAAGCAGGUACGGAAUGAGCCCUGGAACAUUUCCAUUUCAGCAGAAUAUAUCGCCCAGGUGAAAGGGAUCUCAGUGGAGGAGGUUAUAGAAGUGACCACACAGAAUGCAUUGAAACUGUUUCCCAAGCUUCAACACCUGCUGCAGAAAUAGCUUCAAAGCCAUCCAUCGCAAAACCAAAUCAACUGCAAGAGGCAGCAUUUGAGAAAAAGAAGUUCUGACUAAGAAUCUGAACUGAAGAAGCCAUUUUAUAGAAGUGUAGAUUAUAAUUUUAGGGAAAUACUUCUUCUAGAAAUAAAAUUGGGCUUGGAUCCUGAAA
Messenger RNA from Cynocephalus volans (Philippine flying lemur), 1022 nucleotides. It is a transcript of the gene TATDN3, whose product is annotated as TatD DNase domain containing 3. Lineage: Eukaryota; Metazoa; Chordata; Mammalia; Dermoptera; Cynocephalidae. Gene Ontology annotation, molecular function: hydrolase activity, acting on ester bonds. The transcript is spliced from 10 exons. The coding region runs from base 32 to 856 and encodes 274 amino acids. The record is from RefSeq and is a predicted model, not a curated record.